Molecule: messenger RNA, 592 nt
Organism: Nicotiana attenuata
Lineage: Eukaryota; Viridiplantae; Streptophyta; Magnoliopsida; Solanales; Solanaceae
Exons: 3
Coding region: 169-423 (84 amino acids)
Source: RefSeq, a predicted model, not a curated record
UAAAUUUAAUCUUUAAGAUUCUUCGCAUUGAAAAAUACUUCAUAAUUGUCAAAAUUUUAGUAGUUUUUCACGUACGUAUCUAUUAUACCAAAAAAUAUUGAAUUCUGUUGAGCUCAUUGUGCAAAAACUCCAUCAGUCACUGCUUUCCACAACGUUAGUUAUGGGCCUAUGUUGUUGGAGUUUGACAAUAUAAUGGCACUGAAGUACAUUGCUGGUUCUGUGGUUGCAUCCUUUGCAUUUGCAUACGUUUGUGACACUGCUACUUCUGACCAUAAGUUGUUUGGAGGUACCACUCCAAAGACAGUUGCUACCGAUGAAUGGUGGAAAGAGACGGACAAAAAAUUCCAGGCGUGGCCUCGUACUGCUGGUCCUCCCGUGGUUAUGAACCCCAUCAGACGCCAAAAUUAUAUUGUCAAGUCUUGACUCAGAUUCAUCUCAUCACCUCAUGUCUUUCUUCUGCUGCUACAUUUGCCAUUUUUCUAGUCAUUAACAUAAAAAAUGUCAUAGUUUAAUGUUUCUUCAGUUUGUUUCUGUUUCCCAUGGAUACAAACAUCAUCUGCUGGGCUAAUAUGAGUAAUUGCUUAUGUUUUGG